Molecule: messenger RNA, 1509 nt
Organism: Ustilago hordei
Lineage: Eukaryota; Fungi; Basidiomycota; Ustilaginomycetes; Ustilaginales; Ustilaginaceae
Exons: 1
Coding region: 1-1509 (502 amino acids)
Biological process (GO): L-glutamate transmembrane transport; malate-aspartate shuttle; aspartate transmembrane transport
Molecular function (GO): L-aspartate transmembrane transporter activity; L-glutamate transmembrane transporter activity
Source: RefSeq, a predicted model, not a curated record
AUGCCACAUUUCGUACCACCAAUGUUCUCGCCCAGGCCUGUCCACUGCGAGCCGGAACAACCGCAGCAGACACAGCAGGGUCAGGCUGUUCCAGCGAACGGCCACGGCAAUGGUCACGGAAAUGGACAGCAUGGCGUAUAUUGGAUUCCACAUCUUCCUGGUGAAGGCCGCUUCGUGGUCAAUGCCAAACUCUAUUCGCGUCAGAAUGCCAACCCCACCUUCACAGAACAUCUGGAAAAGUUCCGCCGCGAGGUUGCUGCCUCAUCUCCAGGCAUGCUUUCCUACAAGACCUCCGUGGUUCGAGGCGCGACGGACCAGGAGAACCUCAUCUGCCACGACCUAUACAUCUCGGACGACUUGGAAUCGCAUCCCAUUCCAUCAGAAAAGGAUCAGCGAGAGGGGCUUGCCGUCGCACGAUUGAAGGAGAUCCAAGAGGAGAAGAAGGAGAAGCCCGUCCAGAGCGCACUCACGGAAGUCGCCAAAUCGGCGUACAACUUUGGUCUUGGUGGUAUUGCCGGUUCCAUCGGUGCGACGAUUGUCUAUCCAAUCGACUUGGUCAAGACACGUAUGCAGAACCAGCGUUCUACCGUUGUUGGUGAACCGCUCAUGUACAAAAACUCGAUAGACUGCGUCAAGAAGGUUUUCCGCAACGAAGGUUUCAAAGGUUUCUACUCUGGUCUCGGCCCUCAGCUGCUUGGUGUCGCACCAGAAAAGGCCAUCAAGCUGACGGUCAACGACUUGGUACGAGGGCACGCCAAGGAUCCAAUCACAGGUGCCAUCACAUUGCCGUGGGAGCUGUUCGCUGGUGGUGCUGCCGGUGGUUGCCAGGUCAUCUUCACGAACCCUCUCGAGAUUGUCAAGAUUCGUCUGCAGGUGGCUGGUGAGAUCGCAAAGGCGGAAGGGGGUGAUCGUGUCGCUCGAGGUGCGGUCCACAUUGUGCGACAGCUCGGUCUUGUGGGUCUGUACAAGGGUGCUACGGCUUGUUUGCUGCGAGACAUUCCCUUCUCUGCCAUCUACUUCCCCGCAUACGCACAUCUCAAGAAGGACACGUUCCAGGAGGGCAAGGACGGGAAGAAGCUCGGAUUCGGAGAGAUGCUGGCCUCUGCUGCCAUCGCUGGUAUGCCCGCUGCCUUCUUGACCACGCCAGCCGAUGUAAUCAAGACCCGUCUGCAAGUCGAGGCAAGAAAGGGACAGGCAACGUACAAGGGUAUAUUCGACUGUUUCACCAAGCUCCUGGCCGAGGAAGGACCCAAGGCCUUCUUCAAGGGUUCGCUUGCCCGUGUGUUGCGAUCUUCGCCUCAGUUCGGUGCUACACUUGUGGCGUAUGAAUACUUGCAAAAGUUCCUGCCAUACCCCUUCGAGGAGACAGAGGUGGCCGACGUUCUGCGAGACGGUGUCCCUGGCGAAGACCCUUCGCGUACACAUGCACGACGUGCUCUUCAGCUCCUUCUCGAAAUGCACGACGACUUUGGUCGUCCUCCCGCAUCUGCAUCUGCAUCUGCCAAGUAA